Molecule: messenger RNA, 2462 nt
Organism: Paramuricea clavata
Lineage: Eukaryota; Metazoa; Cnidaria; Anthozoa; Malacalcyonacea; Plexauridae
Source: the annotation of a GenBank genome assembly
CUUUGACUAAACUGUACCUACUUUUUAUUGUCCAGUUACCGGUACUGCAAAAACAAGCCAUAUCCAAAAUCUCGGUUCUGCCGUGGUGUCCCUGAUCCGAAGAUCAGAAUCUAUGACUUGGGUCGUAAGAAAGCAAAUGUGGACGAUUUCCCUCUCUGCAUUCACAUGGUCUCGGACGAGUAUGAACAAUUGUCGGGAGAAGCGUUAGAAGCUGCGCGUAUUUGUGCAAACAAAUACAUGGUGAAAAAUGUUGGCAAGGAUUCGUUCCACAUCAGGAUUCGACUUCAUCCAUUCCACGUACUUCGCAUCAACAAAAUGUUGUCGUGUGCUGGAGCUGAUAGGUAAUGGUGUUGUGUAUGUUUACCCAAAUGUGAUUUUUGUAAUUAUGACAAUGAGAGACAUGUACUGUAGUGUGUACUGACUUUGAUGGUUCAGGCCCCGUUUACACUAUACCAGAUUACUUUUUGUACUGGAUUAAUUUUUACAAGUAAAAAAACAAGGGUGUUUACACUAUGCCGCUUCGCUCUGUUGCCUGCUCAUGUCUUUCACUGUCACCAUGGAAUCAGUAAAUUUUUUGCCAAUAUACCGGUACUAAAAUUUAUUAAAAACAAGAAGUAACACAUGUUUUCUUUGUCGUUGCGUACCGGAUUACUGUGGCGUAGUUUAAACAGCAACCGAAUCCGGUAUGAAAAUUGCUAUGCUCUGAUGCAAUCCGGUAUAGUGUAAACGGGGCCUCGGAGAUGCCAAAAUUUAUGGGUAUCCAGAAGUGGAAUAAUGGAUUCUCAGAUGACACCACCAUUUUUGUUUACAUCGUUUAAAUCCAGUAUUUCAUUUUCAAAUGCAUUUUUAUGCGGAAAUUUUAUAUGAAAACUAGUAUACAAAAUCGUAUGUGAACAUCGAUUACAUAUGUUAACAGUCAAUUUAGUACAGAGCGUACAACCUCGUACAGCAUUUCUGAUUUAUUUUUAAGCCCUGAUUGUCACCCAACUCUUCAAUAUUUUUUUCCAAAUAGGCUCCAGACUGGUAUGCGUGGUGCGUUUGGUAAGCCACUUGGAACUGUUGCUCGAGUGAAUAUCGGACAAACUAUUCUGUCCAUUCGAUCAAAGCCACAACACCAAGCUGCUUGUAUUGAAGCUUUCAGGCGUGCUAAGAUGAAAUUCCCUGGACGUCAAAAGGUUUGUUGUUAUAAGUUACUAUAGUUUCCCUCUUGGGCUAGGGUGAUGUGGUUUCGUAAAAUAACCGAAACCGAGAAUCGUCACAAAAUAACCGAGAUAACCGACUCUUUUAAUCAAUGAAAUUAUUUUGACAAAAAUAAACAACAUGUCUUGUGUGUUAUCCAUGUGACGUCUUUGCAGACGUCCGCCUUUCUCUUAGCUAAUCAAACCGGAAGCUUUAAGCUUGUUUUGAUCCGCUUUUAAUCCGCCAUUUGAGUCGCAGCACUUUUCUAGGCUUCUAGCAUUGAUUUAAAUCGCGUAAUCACCAAAGAGUAUAACAUAGCUUGCUUAUAGUUUUAUGUUGAUCACAUGUAGCACGCUUGUUUGUCUUUUUAUUUUGAAUUUUAUAUUUUGAAUCGGUUUUUCGGUUAGUCGGUUAUCUGAUAUUUAGAAGACUCGUGAAACCGAUCUGUAAAAAUAACCGAUUCAUCUCGGUUAACCGAAUAACCGCAUCACCCUAUCUUGGGCAUUAAAAUAUGCAAGUGCAUGGGCUCCUUUUGAAUUAAAUUGGCAUUCUAAUAACACUUAGCUCCCAAAACCUAAAUAUGAUGCAUUUUACAGACGUAUUUUGAAGUUAUAAAUUUUGCUUGCAGGCACUAAAAAUAUUAAGGUUAGCACUAUUUUCCAUCCGGCAAACCGCCCUAUCGAUUUUCUAAAGUUUUUUUUUUUAUUUUGUUGUAAUUAUAAAUUCGGUUAGGGUUAGAGUAGGGGUAGGGUUUGGGUUAGUUACAUAGCCAUUUAACACAUCUUCCGAAAAUGACGUCAGGUCAGUUUGCUGGAUGGAAAAUAGUGCUAACCAAAUAUUAAUGACUUCUGUUCCUCCAGAAUGCUUAAUUUAAACUAGUUAACACAAUCUUUUUAUGUCAAUACAGCAUCUUUCUAAUUUAAAGUUAUAAGUCCAUUGUAUAGAUCAAUGGAUUAAGAAGAAAAACUUGUUGCUAAUUUAGAAGUCACCAGCUAGCAAAAAUGCCGGUAACAGCAGACUGCCGGCUGUAUGUUAAGCCCUGAAUUGUGUUUUUGUUUUAGAUCUUCAUCUCAAAAAAGUGGGGUUUCACAAAGUUCAGCAAGGCAGAUUAUGAGAAAGGAAGAGCUGAUGGCUCGAUCCUUCCCUAUGGUGUUCAUGCCCAAUACAUUCCUAACCACGGCCCUUUGGCAGCUUGGAAGAAAAGAGUGGCUGCCUGAACUGAAAAAUAAUAAUAUUGCUAUCUUACUAUUGUUUUAAGUUGGUGGUAUUAAACUUGAUAUUCA